Molecule: messenger RNA, 1448 nt
Organism: Closterium sp. NIES-67
Lineage: Eukaryota; Viridiplantae; Streptophyta; Zygnematophyceae; Desmidiales; Closteriaceae
Source: the annotation of a GenBank genome assembly
UAAGUUCUCCUCCUACAGCUUACCCCCUAGUGCGUCGAAAGCCAUAGCGUCGCGAAUACUUCAUCAAUCAACGUGAUUCAAAUUGGGAACGGUAGCUGAGAUUAAGAGCUACAACAUAUCCAAGUUUCGCGACAUUCCAACGGCUAGGUUUUUGUCGACGUCGUUUCUUGUGAAGACGACUUUUCUGUCCAGAAUUUCGGAUAUAUAUUUUGAGUAAUUCUAGCUCCUAAGUUCACCUAGACUCCGUCCUUAAUUCUAACAAGUGGUAUCAGAGCGAUAUUAAGGACAUUGAGAGGAGUCUACAGAAGUGUGAAGACCCUUCUAGACCCACCAUGGCCUGUGGGUGUGCCUAAGUGGUGUUCUAAAGGUUGGAUGUGUCUUCCGCUAAGGGGAAACUCUGCCGAAAUUUCGUGGACGCCGACACUUGUGAAAAUAUCGAGGGAGCUGAGUGUGGACAGCAAAGGGGAGCUGAAAUUCGUCAUUUCUCAAGGAGAAGAUGAAUGAGAGAGGAGGAGAUGCUAAUGGAAGAGGAGCUCUGCCGUGCUAAGCUUGGGAAGAAGGUGCUGUGGAGUCUGGAAGAGGAGACCAGCUGCAUCAAGGACCUGUGGCAGCUGCCCAUCAUCCCUUGGAAUGGGAAGACUCCAACAGCAGCAACGGCAGCAGCGGCAAAGGCAACAGCAGGAGGAGAUGCAACUGCACCAACUGAUGGGGUGCUGGAAGCAGUCAAGAAAGUGCAGAAGCAGCAGACACAUGGUGAGGUCGCCCUUGUGAAGAACAGGGUGCUGGCUACAGUUGGAGAUAAGGAGUGGAUCCCAUACGUCAAGUGGUAUGGGAGUGCUCCAGCUGUGAACAUGCUGAGGGCAUUUGGGUGCAUGGUGGUGUUUCAUGUGCCUAAGGAGAAAAGGGGGAAGUUGGAGGCUUCUGGAAGAUGGGGUGUGCACUUGGGGAUUGCAAAGGAUCACAAGGGGUGGCUGCUAUGGGACUUGACCACCCAGAAGUUGACAGUGUCAAGGGAUGUGAAGUUUCUUGAGUCCCUGUACUACAAGGAAUGGAAGCAGCAGCAACAGAAGCUUCCAUCUACACCGCUCAUUGUGGAGGCGGAUGAGGUGCAGCGGCCUUCAAGACAGGUAGAGGUUGCAGUGUCAGAGGAGGAGAUGUCUGGGGUGACUGAGGAAGGGGGAGCAGCUGAAGUAGAGCAGCAGCAGCAGCAGCAGCAUGAGUCUCCACCUCGAGUUCCACACCCGCCUGAGCGUCCUAGGAGGGAUGUGCGCCCUCCAGUGAGGCUGACCUAUGGGGGAAGAGGCAAGCCGAAUGUGGUGCAGGCUGGGAGUUGAAAGCGGAUGGCACCAGCAUUGGGGGUUAUGUGUGCUUGCUAGGAGGUGGUGCUGUGAGCUGGCGCAGCAAGAAGCAGAAUGAGGUGGGAUUGUCCUCAUGUGAGACUGAGUACA